AUGCCCCAGCAAACAGCACGCGGUUGCAAGCACGCGCUCUCCAGCGAAAUUCAGUCUAGAAGCGCGCGCGAGCCAGCCAUCCUACUGCAGCCACCAGUAACGCGCUGCUCGCCUCACGGAUUUCUCCAAUACACGAAAUGCGUAAGGCCGCGUCCACACGUUUGGACUCAUUUCCGCCCCUGCUUCCCCUCAUUUCCGCCCCUGCUUCCCCUCAUUUCCGCCCCUGCUUCCCCUCCUUUCCCCCCACGCAUCCCCUCAUUUCCGCCCCUGCUUCCCCUCAUUUCCGCCCCUGCUUCCCCUCCUUUCCCCCCACGCAUCCCCUCAUUUCCGCCCCUGCUUCCCCUCAUUUCCGCCCCUGCUUCCCCUCCUUUCCCCCCACGCAUCCCCUCAUUUCCGCCCCUGCUUCCCCUCAUUUCCGCCCCUGCUUCCCCUCCUUUCCCCCCACGCAUCCCCUCAUUUCCGCCCCUGCUUCCCCUCAUUUCCGCCCCUGCUUCCCCUCCUUUCCCCCCACGCAUCCCCUCAUUUCCGCCCCUGCUUCCCCUCAUUUCCGCCCCUGCUUCCCCUCAUUUCCGCCCCUGCUUCCCCUCCUUUCCCCCCACGCAUCCCCUCAUUUCCGCCCCUGCUUCCCCUCAUUUCCGCCCCUGCUUCCCCUCCUUUCCCCCCACGCAUCCCCUCAUUUCCGCCCCUGCUUCCCCUCCUUUCCCACCACGAAUCCCCUCAAUUCCCCCCUGCCUCCCCUCCUUUCCCCCCUUGCUUCCCCUCCUUUCCCCCACUUCUUCGCAUCCCUUCUCACCCCCUCAUUUCCUCUCCGCAUCCCUUCUCACCCCAUCCUUUCCUCUCCGCAUCCCUUCUCACCCCAUCCUUUCCUCUCCGCAUCCCUCCUCACCCCAUCCUUUCCUCUCCGCAUCCCUCCACACUCCAUCUAUCCUCUCAGCAUCCUUUCUCUCCCCAUCCCUCCUUGCCACCAUCCCCUCAGGUUUUGUGGCGCUGUGUCCAGGAAAGGCGACCUGCUGCGUGCACUCUUUGCUUAGUUACUAG
Closterium sp. Yama58-4 is the source of this 1038-nucleotide messenger RNA. The record is from the annotation of a GenBank genome assembly. NCBI's taxonomy places the organism in Eukaryota, Viridiplantae, Streptophyta, Zygnematophyceae, Desmidiales, Closteriaceae.